Messenger RNA from Budorcas taxicolor (takin), 1380 nucleotides. RefSeq names its product gamma-aminobutyric acid type A receptor subunit rho1 (gene GABRR1). Lineage: Eukaryota; Metazoa; Chordata; Mammalia; Artiodactyla; Bovidae. Gene Ontology annotation, molecular function: GABA-A receptor activity; extracellular ligand-gated monoatomic ion channel activity; neurotransmitter receptor activity. Gene Ontology annotation, cellular component: synapse; neuron projection; GABA-A receptor complex. The transcript is spliced from 9 exons. Gene Ontology annotation, biological process: nervous system process; signal transduction; regulation of membrane potential. The coding region runs from base 10 to 1380 and encodes 456 amino acids. The record is from RefSeq and is a predicted model, not a curated record.
AUACAGAAUAUGAAAGUUGGCGUUUUCUUUUUGUGGUGGGCGUGGGUUUUGCCUACUGAAAGCAGAGUGCACUGGCGAAAAAGAGACAUACAGGAGAUGUCGAAGAAAGGCAGCCCAAUUCUUAAACGAAGCCCUGAUAUUACGAAAUCGCCACUAACAAAAUCAGAGCAGCUUCUGAGAAUAGAUGACCACGAUUUCAGCAUGAGGCCUGGCUUUGGAGGGCCGGCCAUUCCUGUUGGUGUGGACGUGCAGGUGGAGAGCUUGGACAGCAUCUCAGAGGUGGAUAUGGACUUCACGAUGACCCUCUACCUGAGGCACUACUGGAAGGACGAGAGGCUGUCCUUCCCGAGCACCAACAACCUCAGCAUGACAUUUGACGGCCGGCUGGUGAAGAAGAUCUGGGUCCCUGACAUGUUUUUUGUGCACUCCAAGCGCUCCUUCAUCCACGACACCACCACAGACAACGUGAUGCUUCGGGUCCAGCCCGACGGCAAAGUGCUCUACAGCCUCAGGGUUACAGUGACCGCCAUGUGCAACAUGGACUUCAGCCGGUUUCCCCUGGACACACAAACGUGCUCGCUUGAAAUUGAGAGCUAUGCCUACACGGAAGAUGACCUCAUGCUCUACUGGAAGAAAGGCAAUGACUCCUUAAAGACAGACGAGAGGAUCUCCCUCUCCCAGUUCCUCAUCCAGGAAUUCCAUACCACCACGAAGCUGGCCUUCUACAGCAGCACAGGCUGGUACAACCGUCUGUACAUCAACUUCACGUUGCGUCGCCACAUCUUCUUCUUCUUGCUGCAAACCUACUUUCCUGCCACCCUGAUGGUCAUGCUGUCCUGGGUGUCCUUCUGGAUCGACCGCAGAGCCGUGCCCGCCAGAGUCCCUUUAGGGAUCACCACGGUGCUGACCAUGUCCACCAUCAUCACGGGCGUGAACGCCUCCAUGCCCCGCGUGUCCUACAUCAAGGCCGUGGACAUUUACCUCUGGGUCAGCUUCGUGUUCGUGUUCCUCUCGGUGCUGGAGUACGCGGCCGUCAACUACCUGACCACCGUGCAGGAGCGGAAGGAACGGAAGCCGCAGGAGAAGCUUCCCUGCACCUGCGGGUUGCCUCAGCCGCGUGCAGUCCUCCUGGACGGCAGCUACAGUGAUGGGGAGGUGAAUGACUUGGGCAACUAUACCCCCGAGAACGGAGACAAGCCCGACAGGAUGAUGGUGCAGCUGACGCUGGCCUCGGAGAGGAGCUCCCCGCGGAGGAAAAGCCAGAGGAGCAGCUACGUGAGCAUGAGGAUUGACACCCACGCCAUCGAUAAAUACUCAAGGAUCAUUUUUCCAGCUGCAUACAUCUUAUUCAAUUUAAUAUACUGGUCGAUUUUCUCAUAA